Messenger RNA from Ornithodoros turicata, 2184 nucleotides. RefSeq lists its product as uncharacterized. NCBI's taxonomy places the organism in Eukaryota, Metazoa, Arthropoda, Arachnida, Ixodida, Argasidae. Bases 142 to 2148 code for a protein of 668 amino acids. Gene Ontology annotation, molecular function: DNA-directed DNA polymerase activity; nucleotide binding; DNA binding. The record is from RefSeq and is a predicted model, not a curated record. Gene Ontology annotation, biological process: DNA replication. The transcript is spliced from 2 exons.
CACACCCGCUUCGUAGAGCCCGGUUCUUCGAAUUUUGUCGCGACGCUGUGUGAUACGUGUAACCUUACGUGUCGUAAUACCAAAGAACUCGUCGUGUGCGUGCACAACCUGCAAUACGAUUUGAGCUCCCUUCUCCGCCACAUGCACGUUCUAAAUCUGGGCGAGCCGUGGAUCUUAGCUUCGAGUACGGAAAAGAUAAGAGGGUUCAACAUUGGCGAUCUCCAUUUCCGCGAUACCACGCAGUUUUUCAACCUGUCCUUGUCGAACCUGGUGGAAACCCUGCUCGCGAGCGGUGGCGAGAGCGCGUUUCAUUGUACCCGCCAAAUGUAUGGUGACCGUUUCCGGCGCCUCCUCAGGAAGGGCAUUUACCCGUACACCUUCGUCGACAGUUUCGAAGCGUACAAUUUGCCCGCACUACCGCCAAAGGAAGCUUUCAAAAGUGACCUGAACGACCAAGAGAUCACGGACGAGGACUAUCAGUACGCCCUAGAGAUUUUCGAAUUGUUCGAAUGUAAGAACCUCGGUGGUUACACGCGUCUCUACGUCACGCUCGACGCCUGUCAGCUCUGCGACGUCGUGCUGUAUUUCAGGAAGAUCGCGCUAGAGACGGAUGGGAUGGAUAUCCUACGCACCGUGUCCCUCGCCAGCUACGCGUGGGGCAGCGCUCUGAAGCUCACCAAAGUCAAACUCGAGCUCAUGAGCGAUCGCGAGAUGUACGAAACGAUCGAGAAGGGAAUCAGGGGAGGCAUUUGUAACAGCUUCCACAGAUACUGUCGGGCUAAUCACGAGGGGUGCGACGAUUACGAUCCCCAGCAAGAAAAGACUUUUAUCCAGUACCUCGACGUGAAUAGUUUGUACCCGUACGCGAUGACUUUCCAUCUCCCGACAGGUGGUUUUGAGUGGGUCGAUCCUUCGAGGUGGAGCGAGAUUGAUUUUCUCAACAUUCCUCACGAUUCGGAAGUGGGUUACGUAUAUGUGGUAGACUUGUUGUAUCCCGAAGAACUGCACGCGCUCACCAGGGAUUUUCCCCUGGCACCCGAACACAGGUGCGUGGACGAGAACGAACUGUCCCCCUACCAGCGACACCUGAAAGAUGCGUUGGCGCUGAACGCCCCUCCCACAAAGAAACUCUUGCUGACGUGCUAUGACAAAGAACGCUACGUCGUUCAUUAUGCAUUGCUCGCUCUGUACGUGAGGUUGGGCAUGAAAAUAAAACGUGUUCACAGCAUCCUCUCGUUCCGCCAAGACGACUUUUUGCGAACCUUCGUGCAGAGAAACGUCGCGUUGAGGAAUGCCGCGAGCACGAAAUUCGAGAGACUUCUGUACAAAACCAUGUCGAACAGCACGUUCGGUAAGUCGAUACAAAAUGUGAGACGCAUGAAAAGGUACGCAAUAGCCUACGACAAAGAAAGUGCACUACGAAAGGCUAGCUCCGUCGACAGUCAGCAUUUUCUCAUUCUGAGUGACAAGUGCAUCUUGUACGAGAUGAAACAACGCCACAUCAAAUGCACGCACCCCCUUUACGUGGGCUUUGCCAUUCUUGAAAUAUCCAAAGUCCGAAUGUACAGCUUCAUCUACGAGUCGCUCUUUUCUCGCUUGACAUGUCCAGUGCAAUUGAUCUAUAGCGACACGGACAGCGUAAUUUUUUCUCUCACGUGUGAAAGCCUGGAAGAGCAGCUGAUGAAGAUUGAGAGUGAGUUAGAUCUGUCUUCCUAUCCGCCAGACCACCCACUUUUCAACGAAGAGCACGCGAACCAGAUGGGGUACUUCAAAGACGAGACGGGGGGCGGAGUUAUUCAGGAAGUCGUAGCCAUCCGAGCGAAAAUGUACAGCAUUCUCUUGGCUGGGUCACACAAACAGAUCGCGAGAGCCAAAGGAGUUAAGAAAGACGUGGUGCGGAAACAUUUAUUGCACGAAGUGUACCGAGAUUCUCUGUUCAAUGAAAAGGCGGUCUCUCAGAAGCAGUGCACCAUCCAGAGUAUAAAGCAAACGAUGUACACCAUUUCGAGACUCAAGAAGAGCUUGGUCCCCUACGACGACAAACGCUAUCUCGUGGAUGCCGUACACUCCUUCCCUUAUGGGAGCUGCGAAUACGCACCGGAAAACCCGGAAGAGAGCCCGAGACCGUCGACGUCAGGCAUCGAGUAACCGUGGAACAAAGAGCUGCACGCGCAUGUAAUCGAG